Phascolarctos cinereus (koala) is the source of this 2544-nucleotide messenger RNA. RefSeq names its product F-box protein 39 (gene FBXO39). Gene Ontology annotation, molecular function: protein binding. The record is from RefSeq and is a predicted model, not a curated record. Gene Ontology annotation, cellular component: SCF ubiquitin ligase complex. Gene Ontology annotation, biological process: SCF-dependent proteasomal ubiquitin-dependent protein catabolic process. NCBI's taxonomy places the organism in Eukaryota, Metazoa, Chordata, Mammalia, Diprotodontia, Phascolarctidae.
AAGUUCUCAAACCAUAGCCCUGUGAGUUUGCCCCAUGUAGAAUACAGAUUUAUUUAUUCCCAAAGAAUGAAAUGCACACCCAACUUCCCAGUUAAAUUAAACAAGGAUGGAAUUUGCGGCUCCUGGAACCAUCCGGGGGUGGCCACUGGCCUCCAGGACCCUGCUCAGAUUGUUCUCCUACUGGGAAAAGCCACUGCCCACACCCAUGGUGGGGGUUGGUGCUGCCCCUCUUCCUCUGCUCUGUGCUUCUCAGAGGCUUCCUGAUUGGGGUGGGGGGAGCAGUGUUGGUUGUCUUGGGAGAGUUUUAGCUUUUCCAGAAAGUGUUUGAACUUCCUUCUUCUGUCCUUUAGACACCCCCAGCAAUUAAGCAUGACCACCCAGCCAAACAGUCCAACACAAGUGGUUGGGGGAAAGGGUGUGUCACGUUUCACCCUCCUGCUAGAAAGGAGGAGACCACUGGGAUCUGGGGGCUGUGCUAGAGCGGAGUUCCACUGAUCUGGAGGUAGGGACAAUGAAUUCUAGACCCCAGAUAGUUGACUACCUUUAAACAAGGAAUCUCUGUGCCUUGGUUUCCCCAUCAGUAAAACAGAUAUGACUUACUUGUCCUCUUAUCCUCUUUCAAAGACCUGAACAAGAUCUUGAACUAGACCCUGACAGGCAAGAGGCAGACAAGCCCUUUACCUCCUGACAACCAGACAUUUUGCAGGAGUCUUGCGCUGUCUCAAGGACGCAAUACUCCCAUGAAAACCAUGGUUCUAACUCCUUCAGGAGUCUAUCCUCUGACAGCAUCCAGGCUGUGCCUCUCCACCGGUCCUUGACGUCUUGAUGAAGGUGAGAAUCAGAGGUGCAAGAGCAGUCAGAAGGGGGAGGCCCUUAAGGACGGCCCAGCAAGUCCACGAUCCCGAAGUGAGGAAGCCCAGAAAGAGGAACCAAGUGGCUCCUUGUCCCCUCUUGGCGACCUGCCUCCACCACCGCCUCCCUGGAGCACCCCGCUGGCUUUCCCUAUGGAUGAAGAGAGCGACCUGGCCCAGGGCCACGAGCAGAGCUGCUGGGCCAGCCUGCCUGACGUGUGUUUGCGCCGGGUGUUCUGGUGGCUAGGAGACAGGGACAGGUCUCGGGCGGCGCUGGUCUGCAGGAAGUGGAACCAAACGAUGUACUCCGCCGACCUGUGGCGGUGCCGCACCAUCACUUUCAGCGGGAGACCUUCCCGGUCCCACGCGUCGGAGUUCGAGUCGGCGCUUUGGUACGUGAAGAAGUUCGGCCGCUACUUGGAGCACCUGGAGAUCAAGUUCCUGAACCCGUACAACGCCGUGCUGACCAAGAAGUUCCAGGUGACCAUGCGGGGCCUGCUGUCGUGCCUGGGCAAGAGCAACAGCCGCCUCAAGUCCCUCUCCAUCCAGCAUCUGGAGCUCGACCGGCUGGUGUGGAGGAGCAGCAUCCGCACGUCCUUCAUCAAGAGCCUGAGCUUCUUCCUGAAGAAGGUGAGCAAGCACCUGGCCUACCUGAACCUGAAGGGGGCGCGGCUGGCCGUGGAGCAGGGCUGCCAUGUGCUCAGCGCGCUGAGCCACCUGCGCAGCGAGAGCUUCGCCUCGGAGCUCAACCUGGAGGACUACUUCAGCCACCACCUGGCGGUCUACAGCAGCCCGCAGUUCAACCAGACAAUGGCCAUGUUUCGGAGCCUGGCCGUCCUGACGCUCAACUAUAACUGCAUCUCCGACGAGCUGCUCGAGACCCUGGGAGAGAACAAUGCCAGCUCCCUGUGGACCAUCAACAUCAAAUGCCACAUCCACGACCCCCACGGCCAGGUCAUCUGGGGCAUGUCGUGGGCCAAGCUGGCCAAGCACGCAGCCAACCUCAGGGUCAACUUCUUCUUCGAACGGGUCAUGAAGCACGAGCGUCUGACCCGAAUCCUUCUGCAGGAGAUUCCCGUCAGAAGUGUCAGCCUGAGAAGUUGCUACUUCAGUGACCCCGACUGGUCUAUGCGGCCAACCCUCACUGACCUGCUGCCCACCUACCGCCACACGCUGCAGAAAUUAACUUUCGAAUUCAACAACAACCAUGAGUCUUUGGAUGAGGAGCUUCUCCACCUCAUCUUGUCCUGUGAGAAGUUGUUUUACUUCAAAAUCUGGGCCUUCCUAGACGUCAAAUUUGUGGAGAGAAUCUUGCAGAGCCAGGAAGAAGGCAAAUGCAUGCUUCGCACACUCAAGGUGAGAAUUUACACAAACAGAUAUGAGACAAAUGAAGAGGACAGAAUGUUGCGGGACAUUUACCGAAAGUACAGAAACCUGAUCGAUACAGAGUUUAACUAUUUUGUCAUCGCCUACCCCAUGAUGUGAGGAGCACACCCAGGAGGAGAGUGGCUUUGCUGCCCUGGGGCUUCUGAGCCCUGUCCUCCACAGAGCUGUCCCUGGAGCCUUCCUCAGAGCCUGGUUCUCCCUGCAGCCAGAGCAGAAUCCUGAGUGUGUGGGGCCAGGUGCUCUCCCAGCCUCCCAAGUCCUUUAAAUGCUGUCUUUACAUCCACCCUGGGCUGCUGAUUCCUCUGCU